AUGUCCAUGUCCAUGUUCUCCUCCGUCGCCAAGCGCUCUUUCCAGUCGACAUCACGCGUGAGUACUCAGCUGCGGUGUGAGGAGGUGUUGAGAGACCUGCUGACCUCGGUUCCGUCCCGUCCCGUUCCGCGCCUGGCUGGCUCGUGUCCAAAGCAGGCGACCCGAACGCUCGCCACCGCGGCUUCGUCCAGUGACAAGCCGGCCCAACUCAAAACGUUCCAGAUUUACCGAUGGGUGAGUUUGAGCGCUUCAGUCAGCUGGGGAAGCAUGGGUGGUCGCCUGGUUUAUACCCGGUCGGAUCGGAUUGGGCUGCUUUGUGGCGCGAGACGAGUGCCCCGCGGCUCAGCGCAACAGGCCUUUGCCGGCGGCGCGUGCCUCUGGGGAUCGUCAACCGGGUCACCGCGGCACUACAUCCCUCGAUCUUUACCCACAACGCCUCUCUCCGCACAAGAUGACGAACCACCCUCUUGCCUCCCAUUCAGAACCCCGACCAACCCGCCGAAAAGCCGCACUUGCAGUCGUACCAAAUCGACAUGGCCAAGUGCGGGCCCAUGGUGCUCGACGCGAUCCUCAAGAUCAAGAAUGAGCUCGACCCGACUUUGACGUUCCGAAGGUCGUGCCGGGAGGGGAUCUGUGGCUCGUGUGCGAUGAACAUUGACGGCGUCAACACGUUGGCGUGCUUGAAGAGGAUCGAGAAGGAUAGCAAGGAUAUGAAGAUUUACCCUUUGCCGCACAGUCAGUUCCUCAAACCGGGAGCUUGCGCUCGAAGCGGUGAGAGCCACUUCACUAACAUCUGCAGAGGUUCCUGGAUGACAGUGUACAUCAUCAAGGAUUUGGUGCCCGAUAUGACCCAGUUCUACAAGCAGUACAAGGCCAUCGAGGUCAGUCUGGGGACGAUGUCACGUUGCUGGCCGCAGCGGGUCCAGCCCAACCCGGAACUCACGCCCCUCAUCUCUCUCCACUUGUCUUUCUCAGCCCUUUUUGCAAGCCGAGAAGCCCGCAGAUGGGAAGGAGCACCUCCAGUCGCGUGAGGACCGCAAGAAGCUUGAUGGCAUGUACGAGGUCAGUCGAUGCUGAACCGGCAGUGUGAAGAUCCCCACCAGGCAGGUUAUACUGACACGGUCUUCGUCCUCCCAUCUCCUAGUGCAUUCUCUGCGCAUGCUGCAGCACAUCCUGCCCUUCGUACUGGUGGAACCAGGAUGCCGGCUACCUCGGCCCUGCUGGUGAGUGGAGCAGAAGCAAAAGAAUCAUAUCCGAACUGCGUGCUGAACGAAUGGUGUCUGCGCCUGACGCUCACAGUGCUCAUGCAAGCGUACCGCUGGAUCGCCGACUCUCGAGACCAAAUGACGAGCAAGCGCCUCGAGAAGCUGCAGAACCCCUUCUCGCUCUACCGUUGCCACACCAUCUUCAACGUGAGUUUCUCCCGAGCCGGCGAGGGUAGGCGGGGUGAAUGACCUCGCACGGGCGUGAGAGCUGAUCACCUGAUUCCGUUUGCGAUUCAACAGUGCACCAAGACCUGCCCCAAGGGGCUCAACCCGGCCAAGGCGAUCGCCGCUCUGAAGCAGGAGAUGUCGACAGCUUGA
Messenger RNA from Microbotryum saponariae, 1583 nucleotides. The record is from the annotation of a GenBank genome assembly. NCBI's taxonomy places the organism in Eukaryota, Fungi, Basidiomycota, Microbotryomycetes, Microbotryales, Microbotryaceae.